GCACUUGGCUUCUUGUGGUAUUCUGAUAACCAGAAUUUCUCCUUCACGAGUACCUGUGAUGAGCCAGACUUUUUCAAGAACCUUCUUCAACAUUGCUGCACCACUAGUAAACAAAAGAAAAGAGUAUUCUGAAAGAAGAAUUAUCGGGUAUUCUAUGCAGGAAAUGUAUGAAGUUGUUGCUGUUGUGGAGAAUUACAAACUAUUUGUUCCUUGGUGUAAAAAGUCAGAUGUAUUAUCGAAGCGCUCUGGAUACUGCAAAGCACAGCUAGAAAUAGGAUUCCCUCCUGUAGUAGAGACAUAUACAUCGGUUGUUACCCUAGUGAGACCUCAUUUAGUUAAGGCAUCCUGCACUGAUGGGAAACUAUUUAAUCACUUGGAAACAGUGUGGCGUUUCAGCCCCGGUAUCCCUGGUUAUCCAAGGACAUGUACAUUGGAUUUUUCAGUUUCUUUUGAAUUUCGUUCACUUCUACACUCAAAACUCGCUACACUAUUUUUUGAUGAAGUGAUUAAGCAGAUGGUAACUGCCUUUGAAAGAAGAGCAUCCAAGCUCCAUGGCCCAGAAACAAGCAUACCUCGGGAGCUAAUGCUUCAUGAAGUUCAUCAGACGUAA
Nestor notabilis (Kea) is the source of this 610-nucleotide messenger RNA. RefSeq names its product coenzyme Q10 homolog B (S. cerevisiae) (gene COQ10B). Gene Ontology annotation, biological process: cellular respiration; ubiquinone biosynthetic process. The annotation marks the transcript as partial. The transcript is spliced from 4 exons. The record is from RefSeq and is a predicted model, not a curated record. Lineage: Eukaryota; Metazoa; Chordata; Aves; Psittaciformes; Psittacidae. Gene Ontology annotation, molecular function: ubiquinone binding. Gene Ontology annotation, cellular component: mitochondrion.